This is a messenger RNA of Moneuplotes crassus, 1549 nucleotides long. Lineage: Eukaryota; Ciliophora; Spirotrichea; Euplotida; Euplotidae. The record is from the annotation of a GenBank genome assembly.
AUUUAAUUUAGGAGUAAUAAUGUCAGAAAAAUCUCCAAACAAGAUAGAAGAGGAAAAGAACUCUACUAUAGAAAUGAAGCAGAGAGUAAGCAAGAAGGUAAACAGGAAGAUAUCGCCGUCUAAGAGGGCUCCCAAGCGAAUCAGGAAAGAGCUUACUAAGGUUAUCUCCCCUCCUCUCCAAGUUUGUAAGGCUAUUGAGACUAUCAAAACUGAGCCUUCUCAGUCAAAAACUCCUCUAAAACAUAAAUCUCUUAGUAAAAAGACUCUUAAGAAAACUGAAAGAAAGAGGCCAGCUAAAUCUGGGGUUCUAAAUAAGCCAAAAAGGCAGAAAAUUAAGGAAGAGAAGGAAGUACUUAGGACAAAGAAAACCAAUGAAGAAGUCAAAGAGAAACCUACCAAGCUAAAACGAGCUAAGAAAGAGGAAGACAAGGAAUCUCAGUUGAAAGCUAAAAAUGUGGGACUGAGAAAAAUGACGAAAGCAUCCCCGAAAAGAUCAAAAAUGGAUGCUAAGAGGAAAAGGAAGGAAAUCAAUGUGAAAUCUAAGCUGGACUCUAGGCUAGUCCAGCCCCAUGAGAUCAAGAAAGCUAUCGAAAGCUCUUGUAUGGCUCAAGAUAAAAUCUUAGACCUCAUCGAUGUCCCUCAAGAGGAGUAUUAUAAAAUAUUUGACCAAAUGAGGGAUAUCUCAAUGACAAUGGUGAGGAAGAUCGAAGCACAUAUCCGGAAAUCAAGGAGCCAGAGAAGAAGGCUAAAGGAGAUGUUCCUCAAGACCCUCAAAAAUCAAGAAAAUCAUUCUAAAGUGAUGUCAAAUAAACCUUCUAAAGGGGGGAAAACAGAGGAUGGUAACAAGAUCAGAAUGAAACUAAGUCACAUCAAGAAGGAAAUUUCUGGAGGAGAGAUGCAUAUUUGUGAUCCUGCUCAUAUGCUUGACGAAAUGGUCUACAUCCCCAAUAAAUCCUCUAGAAAUGAUGUAAUAGAGUAUAAUCCAGUAGAGUUAUCUCUUGAAGACUCUGAUGCAUCAGAGGAAUAUGACGAAUAUCCUUCGAGUUGUAAAGAUCUGACUGUGAGAGGGAGAGCGAUGCCAAUUUACGGGUGUAAAAACUGAGGGAAAAAUCCGUAUUACACUAUUUUAAGCAAGCCGCAUAAGCAUUCCAGGCAUAGAGGAGCUGCUUAUGAAUCGAUUGAAGGGCAACAAUUCAAUUGACUUGGAAUCGAUGAACAAGAGGUUCAUAAGUUCCAUCAUCAAAUUCAUGAAGAUAACAUUUUAUCACACUAUGAUGGAGGGAAUCCUCAAGAUAGGAGUAAUAUGCUGGAUGAAGAGUAUUCAGAUACUUUCAUGGGCGCACAAGAGCUUGGACUGCCCAACAAUCUUGGCAUUGACAAAGAAAUGGAUGAGAACAGUGAAGAGAUCAUUGCUAUCAACGAUACAGAGAAUGAAAUCCUCGUCCCUGAGGCCAUGCAGGUCCAAGGAAUCGGGGAAGGAGAAGAAUGUGAUGAAAUGUAUUAGAAAAGUUUUCCAAACAGACUAGAUUUUAAUUAAUCUAUAGCAACU